UUUUCAUGCUGAUAUUGUGCUGAUAAGCCUGCUAGCAUCUAUUACUAUCGCUGUGGUUGCAAUUACGGUUGGAUUUCUAAAGUAUAGAAACGAUAGAAUCAUACAAGCAAACCCCAUACAUUCAGAUACACCAAAUAAUGAUCUAUAUGCACUGGACUCUGAAAAUCCCUCUUCAGUUGAACAUAUAUAUCAUAGCAUAGAAACACCUUCAGGAUAUGAAGACCAGCCUAGGCCUAGCCCAUCACAAGACCCUAUCUUUCAUACAUUGCCACCCUCAAGUGUUGAACCCUGGGUAUAUUACCAUCCAAAUAACAGACAUAUUGACGAUCCUGAUCCCACUAUAUACUUUCAGCCACCGAAUACCACCUUUAAUACCUCAAAUGAUGAUAUGUAUAUCCUUAGGCCUAGCCCAUCACAAGACCGUAUCUUUCCUACUUUAACAUUGCCACAUUCAAGCAAUGAACCCUGGAUAAACUAUCAUCCAAAUAACAGACACAGUGACAGUGAUGAUACCACAAUAUACUAUCAGCCACCAAAUACCAUCUUAACCACCUCAAAUGGCGAUAUGUAUCCAAGAACUCGAACAUUGAUGUCAGCUUACGACCCAAAUUGGAGUCUGAGAUGUUCCUCAAAUUAUUUCAAUGCUGGUAAUCUUAACAAUUGAUAUGAGGAUGAUGUAUCAGGACAGGUAAGUUGAAUUUAUAUUUCCCUCUUCUAUGUUCCUAUAGCAACAGUUAGGAACCCGCUAAAAGAUUUUCUAAUCUGUCAACUUAUUCAUCCAUUUCUUGAAAUACGAAAUGAAAUAUUUAUAUCAAGCAACUUAGAAAUAUGCCUUUUUGUGGGAUUAUAAAGAGAUUACAGUGUAAUACAUGUAUAAUAGUGCAGUUGUAAAUGCUGAAUGAGUGCUGGGUUCAGCCUUAAGUGUGUCAACAUUGAAAAUAAAAUCUGAUUAUAUGGGCACCCAUGGGAUUUUUAAACAAGGGCAUUAAGAUAUCACACCUGGUUGCAAUAGACUAGUUGCAUGUAGAAUUGAUCAUGAUUUUCUUAUCAAAUAUUACAAAUAUAGACAAAGUGAUAUCAUAUUUCAAAUCUACAUUCAAAAUUACAUCUAGAAAUAUGGUUUAAAAUUAUGUUGAUUAUUAAGUUUGAAAUUUUAGUUUUCUUUGAAAAUGUGAAUUCUAGGUUGGGCAGAUUCCCCAUAGAGCUCAGGCUAUAAAAUCAUAAAUUAAAGUGAACUAGAAAAACAGCAACUCCACAGAGUAGCAAAUCCCACCGAACAAAACAUGUUUUUUUAUUAUUAGUGGCCAUCUUCAAAAUUCCUUCUUGAGCAGAGCUUGUUUGUCCCUAGGCAUCAACAUAUAAAAUGUAAACCAUAUCUGUAAAUUAGCAUUUGAGUUAUCAAGAUUACAUUCCUUUUUUACGAAAAAUGACAGCCAUUUUUAAAUUCAGCCGCCCUUUUGAAAAUCUUUCUCAAAGAGAGCUACUGUGUCCCUAGCCAUCAGCAUCUAAAAUUUGAACAAAAUCCAUUCACUGCUAUUUGAGU
Molecule: messenger RNA, 1543 nt
Organism: Owenia fusiformis
Lineage: Eukaryota; Metazoa; Annelida; Polychaeta; Sabellida; Oweniidae
Source: the annotation of a GenBank genome assembly